Globicephala melas (long-finned pilot whale) is the source of this 2632-nucleotide messenger RNA. It is a transcript of the gene TMEM263, whose product is annotated as transmembrane protein 263. The record is from RefSeq and is a predicted model, not a curated record. Lineage: Eukaryota; Metazoa; Chordata; Mammalia; Artiodactyla; Delphinidae.
GGAGGCGGGAGCGGAGGAGGCGGUGGAGGGGGCGGGUCGCGUCCGGCGCCACGUCCGCAGCCAGAAGGCACCGUCGCCAACCUUGUCUUCUGGCUCCACUGCCAGAGGAGGCGUCUCCGGAGCCCGCAGUUACCCCGGGCUGUGCCCGCCGCUCAGGCCGCCUCAGCCCUCCUAGGUGCUGCCCGCUCCUCCGCCCGGCCCCGGCGCCGGCCCCCGACCCGGCGGAGAUCAUGAAUCAGACAGAUAAAAAUCAACAAGAAAUCCCAUCAUACCUUAGUGAUGAACCACCAGAAGGUUCAAUGAAAGAUCACCCACAGCAGCAACCAGGCAUGCUGUCCCGUGUGACUGGGGGUAUCUUCAGUGUUACAAAGGGAGCCGUUGGUGCCACCAUUGGUGGUGUGGCUUGGAUUGGUGGAAAGAGUCUGGAGGUGACCAAAACAGCUGUUACAACUGUGCCUUCCAUGGGAAUAGGGCUGGUGAAAGGGGGCGUGUCUGCUGUGGCUGGAGGUGUUACAGCUGUUGGCUCUGCUGUUGUAAACAAAGUGCCCUUAACAGGAAAGAAGAAAGACAAAUCUGACUAAAAUACGGAGAUACACUUGCUCUCCACAGCAUUAUGAUGCCAGUGGCAUUGAAUUGCUAAAUUACAGACUACAACCAAGUCACCUGUUUUGGACGUUUAUCUUCUAACUGCUGUGUUGAAAGUAUUGAUGACUGACUGGCUUUUGUCUAAAAGGAAGAGACCAAUACUAGCACAGUGUAUGAAGGUUUCUCAUACUUAAAUUCCAGCUUUUUAUCUGGUAAAAUGUUACACUUAUUUAGUUGUAACUAAAGAUAAGGUAUAUUUGAAUAUUUACUACAUAAGUCUUUCAGUUUAACUAAAAAUGUGAAAGUUGAAUUUAGUGGAUGAUCUUUACAGUUCCAUAUGUAUAAUGUGCCAGGUAACUCAUCUGCCCCUUAAGAAGGGAACCUUGACCUACAUAAAUGUACCUUUGAUGUGCCUAAUAGUUUCAGAUGUCUUAGUUUUUUUAAUAACCAUAGUUGAUUAGACGAAGAGGCAUUCUUUUCUUAUUUAAGAUGGUAAAAGUAGCAGGAACUAGAGAAGUUUAAAAGAAAAGAUUCAUGGUUUUAUGAGUAUUAACCAUCUUUUGUUAGAUAGGCAUAUAUUAAUUUAAUCAUUGAUGCCUUACAAAAGAAAACAUCUUUUCUAAUACCCUGAAUAUGUGCAGUUCUUAGGAUUAUUAUUAUAUAUGGAUUCUUUCAAAAGUUGUUUGUGAAAUUAGUUUUCCCUCAAGAAUCUCAGGAUUAGUGACAUAAAGGCAUUUCUUGCUCUCAGCAGAUUAGGAUAAGUGUUUGAUAACUGUCAGUAGUUAUAACCAAAUUGUACACUUCAACCUGGGUUCAUGCUCCAUCAUUAAUAAACCUCACAGUGCCUAAGGAACAUUUCUUUGCUGGUCAGAAGCUGUGUUAAUAAAAGAGUUUCAUAUUAAGGAGGAAAACAUAAAUCAUUUUAAGUUCUUAAGAAUUACCUAAAGCAUCCAAGAUAUAAAAAAUUCUUCACACCUAUUUUGUCUCCAGGAUGGCUUAAAUUACUAGCAGUACCCCUUUCAAAAAACACAGUGAAAGCAGCCACAGAUGUGUGGGGGCUGACUCUUAAAUUGAACGGAAUGGGCUCCAUAGAUUAGUUUUGAAUGUAAAAUAUAUGUAACUGCUUUCUGUUUGACAGGCUUUUAAAAUGUCAUCUUACACUCCUUUAAAGAAGCUGUAAACUUUGUACCAUUUUCCAAGUCAACUUCAGGCAGGAAAUUGAAUUUUUUGGUUGCGGAUGAUAAGUGUGUUGUGUCUCAUUAACGUCUCAUCAUGUCUCAUUCAUUCUAAAAGAAUAUGACUUAGCUGGAAUUCAUUUUUUUUUUUUUUUUUUUUUUUUUUUUUUCGGUACGCGGGCCUCUCACUGCCGCGGCCUCUCCUGUUGCGGAGCACAGGCUCCGGACACGCAGGCUCGGGACGCGCAGGCUCAGCGGCCAUGGCUCACGAGCCAAGCCGCUCCGCGGCAUGUGGGAUCUUCCUGGACCAGGGCACGAACCCGUGUCCCCUGCAUAGGCAGGCGGGCUGCCAACCACUGCGCCACCAGGGAAGCCCGAAUUCAUCUUUUUUUUGUUUCAUAAAAAUUUUAAAAGUGGCAUUUCUCUUAACCAAGGGUUUAAUCCCAGCCUGAAAAAUCUUAAUUUUCCUUCACUUAAGUUUGGAAAUUUGCCACCAUUCUGCAGACUUUUUUUUUUUAACGAGCAAGGGGAAGAAAGGAGGUGAUGCUCUGGAGUAAGUCAAAACAGCAUUCCUGAGAACUUAGAUCACUCCAACACCCAAAGCUUAAGUGUUUGUUUGCAACCCACUAAGAGUUUUGCAUUAAUAAUGUGGAUCAACAAAUGGGUAAGAACAAAACUUAGCUUUUAAAAGCUUUCAUAAAUACCAGCAGGGAUUGAAGUAAAUCCACAAAGGUUCUUGAACCUUUCUACCAUAUACAACACUGGAAAGUCAUUAGGGAGUUAAUCAAAAAUUAAAUUGUUGUUUAUUUCAUCCAGUAUGAUUAAACGUAUAUUUGUUCGUAUAUCUGGUCAAAUGUCAUAAUUAGCAAGGG